CGCGGAGUGGAGGCCGUUGCAUUCCAACCAAUUAAAGCGAAACAGCCACUCUUCGCCGUUCCACCACCACCUUACCUUACCUAUCUAGCUAUAACCUUUUUAACCUCUUUUAUUUUUAUUUUUCUAAACCCAACCACCAACUAGCCUCUCCCUUCCCUUGUCUCUGCACCUCCCUCCUUCCUUCUUUCUCUCCCCUACUUCAUGGAGAUCGUUCAUUGGCAGUCAUGGCAAGCACAUUAUUAGAAAGCAACACGACAACGCCCUCUGCCAAAUCGGCACGCCAAAGUGUUGAUCAAGUCUCAUCCGAUUUCAACACCAGCCCUACACUUGGUCUUGCUCAGGCCGAAGUGCCUGGCCUGCGCUCGAUUUAUGGCUCGAAUGAACUUGACAAGGCGGAAGAAGAAUCGCUCUUUUCCAAAUUCCUUCAACAAUUUACAGAAAAUCCGCUUAUUCUAUUGCUACUCGGCUCGGCCCUUGUCUCCUUGGUGAUGGGUCAAAUGGAUGACGCUAUUAGCAUUACAGUGGCAAUUGUUAUUGUAGUUACAGUUGCAUUUGUACAGGAAUAUCGAUCCGAAAAGUCUCUUGAAGCAUUGAACAAGCUCGUACCUCAUUACUGCCAUCUUGUCAGAGAUGGCCAGAUUAUCACCGUGCUAGCCAACGAACUUGUUCCCGGUGAUCUUGUCCGGUUCAGUACUGGGGAUAGAAUUCCUGCAGAUUGUCGAUUGAUUACUGCUGUCGAUCUGGAAAUUGACGAAUCCAACUUGACGGGCGAAAAUAAGCCGAGACGAAAGCACACCAAUGCCAUCAAUACAAAUAGCUAUGCCGAGCUUGCUUUAUCCGAACGCGACAAUAUCGCAUUUAUGGGAACUUUGGUUCGCAACGGUUAUGGAUCCGGUUUGAUUGUUGCUACGGGCAAAAGCACCGAGUUUGGACACGUGUUCGAAUUGAUGCAGCAAGUCGAGAAUCGCAAAACGCCGCUUCAGGUUAAUAUGAACGAACUUGGUAAACAACUGUCAAUCUUGUCGUUUGGCAUCAUCAUCGUCAUCGUCCUUAUUGGAUUGAUCCAAGGACGACAUUGGCUUGAAAUGUUCACGAUUGGAGUCAGUCUCGCUGUUGCUGCUAUUCCAGAAGGCUUGCCAAUCGUUGUCACCGUUACUUUGGCACUGGGUGUACUGCGCAUGGCCAACAGAAAGGCCAUUGUCAAACAACUUCCAUCCGUCGAAACACUGGGCUCUGUCAACGUAGUGUGUGCAGACAAGACAGGAACAUUGACUAGAAAUCAGAUGACGGUGACCAAAGUGUUUACCAUUGAUGAUGAAAAGACGUUUGAUUACGAGCACAAUGCACCGAGCAAACUCAGCGCAGCACUGCAUCAAACACUGCGGAUAGGCAACUUGUGUAACAAUGCUUAUGUUGGCGAGGAUGGCAAGUACAUUGGUCAGCCAACCGACAUCGCUCUCUUGGAAGUCAGCGUUCGUAGCGGUCUGAAGGAUGACCGUGAGAACUUUGAGCGUGUUGAAGAACUUCCCUUUAAUUCGGACCAGAAGUUCAUGAUGGUCAAAUGUGAGGACAAGCGUACCAAGGAAUCAGCCUGUUAUUUCAAGGGUGCUACCGAGAUUAUCCUUGAAAAGUGUAGUACAUUCUACGAGUCUGACGACACGAAGCACCCACUAACGGCUGAUAUUAAGGAGAUGGUUCUGCAGCAUGUAGCAGCCAUGAGCUCUCACGGUCUUCGCGUCAUCUCCACUGCCUUUGGAACCAAUCCCAAGGAGCUGUCGCUUACUGGCUUCCUUGCUGUUCAUGAUCCACCACGUGCUGGUGUCGCAGAUGCUAUUCGGGACUUGCGCCAGGGCGGGGUUUCUGUCGCCAUGAUUACCGGUGAUUCCGAAGCGACCGCCAUGUCGAUUGCCCGUAAGCUUGGCAUUCCGCUAAACACAGUCAAGUCAAGCUGCUUGACUGGACGCGAUAUCGAAGCAAUGAGCGAGCGACAAUUGCAAGAAAUGAUUGGAACCGUGUCUGUGUUUGCUCGCACGACGCCAAAGCACAAAUUGGCUAUCGUCAAGGCAUACCAGGCUAAUGGUGCUGUUGUUGCCAUGACGGGCGAUGGUGUGAACGAUGCCCCGGCACUCAAGAUGGCCGACAUUGGUAUCUCCAUGGGCAAGAGUGGUACUGAUGUCUCAAAGGAGGCGGCUGAUAUGAUCUUGGUGGAUGAUGAUAUUUCGACAAUAUUGCACGCUAUCGAAGAGGGCAAAUCGAUCUUUUACAACAUUCAAAACUUCUUGACCUUCCAACUCAGCACAAGCAUCUCGGCUUUAACCCUGAUUGCACUGUGCACGCUGUGUGGUUUUGCAACACCGCUGAAUGCCAUGCAGAUUCUUUGGAUCAAUAUUAUCAUGGAUGGACCACCUGCUCAGUCACUGGGUGUUGAGCCUGUUGAUCCCAACGUGAUGAAGAAGCCACCACGAUCGCGCAGUGACAAGAUUUUGACGCAGAGUGUAGUAUCGCGUGUUCUGACGGCAGCUUCGGUGGUUGUUUUGGGUACCAUGUUCAUCUAUAUUUCGGAAAUGGAGGAUGGCAUUGUGACUAACCGCGAUAUCACGAUGACGUUUACAACCUUUGUGUUCUUCGACAUGUUCAAUGCACUGGCUUGUCGUUCUGCUCGAAAGUCCAUCUUUUCUGUCGGCUUUUUCUCGAACCGCAUGUUCAAUCUUGCCGUGGGUGGAUCGAUCUUUGCGCAGUUGCUGGUCAUUUACACACCUUUCCUUCAAUCUAUUUUUCAAACGGAGCCGCUGUCAGUCUAUGAUCUCAUCAAGAUCGUGUUUGUCACAAGCUCAGUGUUUAUUGUUGAUGAGGCCAAGAAGUUCUGGGCAUCGCACGUGCAGCGACAGAAUGGUCGACUCAAGUAUCAUCAAGAUGAAGAGGUUGACCUGGCUAGCAAUGCUGUAUAAUGGUUUUGGACAGUGCACACACUUAAACUACACACAACACAUACACACACACACACACACACUCAAACACAAUAGCACACUCACACCCUCUUGUUACUCAUUCAAAAAAAGCACAAGCACGAAACCCUAAUAACAUAGACGUGUCAUUCCUUUCCCUCUCUUUGCUUUCUGUAAUUAUAUUUUUAUAUAUGUAU
Molecule: messenger RNA, 3142 nt
Organism: Zychaea mexicana
Lineage: Eukaryota; Fungi; Mucoromycota; Mucoromycetes; Mucorales; Lichtheimiaceae
Product: PMR1-type calcium-transporting P-type ATPase
Exons: 10
Coding region: 225-2948 (907 amino acids)
Biological process (GO): calcium ion transmembrane transport; manganese ion transport; intracellular calcium ion homeostasis
Cellular component (GO): Golgi membrane; plasma membrane; endoplasmic reticulum
Molecular function (GO): P-type calcium transporter activity; ATP binding; ATP hydrolysis activity
Source: RefSeq, a predicted model, not a curated record